AUGACAAAACCGCGCACACGUCGUCAGUCUCGUCGACAUUCCGCCUAUUUCGACCCGGCAGAGGACGAUUCUUCCCCGCCGCCGACUGCAACGGGAAACAUUUCCAUCAACGAUAUGGCUGCAAUGAUGUCCACGUGGCAACGCAACCAAGAGGAAACAUUUGAGAAACUUCUGCACACAGUUCUCAAUCACUCGCAGCGGUCAUCGCCCCCGCCCGCUCAACCUGCACAUGGAAACUUCGCCGCGUGCAAGGCUCGCUACAGCGGAGCGCCGGACGAAUCACUUGACGGAUUUAUAGACGCCGUAGAGGCCUACAAAGAAUGUGCAAAUGUAAGCGAAACUAAUGCACUACGUGGGCUGUCAAUGUUGUUAACUCAUGAAGCCGCGACAUGGUGGCAAGGAGUUAAGUCCACCAUGAACAAGUGGGACCACGCCCUCACAUCCCUAAGAGGUGCGUUUGGUGAUAGCCGACCUCCACAUCGAAUAUACAAGGAGCUAUUCGCUAACCCACAACAAGCUAGUGAGAAAACAGAACUCUUCAUCUCUAAAACUCGAGCGCUACUAUCACGCCUGCCAAAGGACGAUCUGACAACCAAAGUACAGAUGGACAUGGUGUACGGACUACUACAUAGUAAAAUACGCGAGCGUUUGAGAAGAGAGGAGAUUGAUACAUUCGACACACUCUUCAGAAAGUCUAGAGAGAUAGAAGAAUCUUACGACGUGACUCUAUCAACUAGUGGCCUUCAGAACAAACUGCGCCAGCGCCAGUUUCCGCCACCUUCUCGUCACGCCGCAAGCAUCGCCGCCGCCCAGAGGUCAACGACCGCGCCGCCACUACCACCGCAGAGCGCCCCCAAGGCGCCUGCGCCCGCCGCUGAGUCCAGCGCCCACGGCUCCUACCGCCGUUCUCCUCGCUGCUCCGUAGUGUCGCCCUCACCGUCGUUUCUACAACCGCAUGGGUCUUCUACUCCGUUCGCAAACGCCAGACGUCGAUAUUGUUUCUAUUGUAAAAACUAUGGACAUACACGUGAUGAGUGUCGUAGGUUAGCAGCUAAAGGCAAACAGGACAUUGAUAACACCGCCGACCCCGUCCCGUCAUGUUACGGAUGCAACGAGAGAGGUGUCACUCGAUCACAGUGUGCUAAAUGCAAUUCGGACUUCUCUGCGUGUGAACACGACCGUCCGAAAGGCGCGCUGAUGGGAAAUUACGGUACAUGGUACUCUACCACUGUUAUUAAAUCAUUUUGUGAUAAGGAUGAGUCCCAGGCGAGUUCCACUUCAUCUUAUAACAGUGUGUCACAUAAAGGUUUCCCCUCGAGCAUGUUAUCACUCCCCGAGUCCAGCUUUGAUUCAUUGAACCAUAAGUCGUUAUUGGUGCUGCUUAAACAUAAUCAUUCCUGUCAAGAAACCACUAAACGCGUUCGUCUCGCUGAUGGCUCCGUGCAGAUUCAGACAAAAUCCAAUGAUACUAUUCUUGGUAUGGAUUUUAUUGCCUCAGCGGGGAUAGUGUUCGAUUUCGCCGCUUCAAUUUGGUAUUUCUCUGGUGAUGAAGUGACUUACCCAUUGGAAUAUGAACUUUCCAGACCAUGCGUGUCCGUAUCCUCUGCAGAUUUCCUACGUGAGGAAGAAGGAGUUAUGCUGCAUCCUGAAGAGAGACUGCUGUUGUCCGACCUCCUGAAACAGAACAAAGACCUUUCGGACCUGACCCCCUUUACUCAAAAGGCGGAUAACAAGCAGACCACACCCGUUAUUCCAAAGAAAGGUAGGGGUAGGCCGCGUAUUAAACAGUCAGGUACCAAGUUGGGCCCGGGACGUGUUACCAACUUGGAGGGGGAGCCUAUAAUCACGCAACGGAACUCUUUGGAACGCGCACUUGAAUCCCGUCAACGCGUCUCACGCGACGCGCCUCAAUCGAAUGUAAUUGGUCCACGACCGCGCCGUCAUCGCAAGCUCCCACCGCGCCUGCGCGAC
This is a messenger RNA of Iphiclides podalirius (scarce swallowtail), 1971 nucleotides long. The record is from the annotation of a GenBank genome assembly. Lineage: Eukaryota; Metazoa; Arthropoda; Insecta; Lepidoptera; Papilionidae.